UUACAGUAUAUUAUGGAGAAAGUCGAAUAUUCCACACGAAGAGGAGAAUACAAAUCGCUUUAUAUAGAAGAAUAUUUAUAUCAAUACGUAGACAAUAAGUGGACUCAGAGUUUUUUACCCUACGCCGUUCCUAUGUCAGUUGCCUACGUAAUAAUCAUAUAUAUUUUGCAAAAUUAUAUGAAAUCCAGACCUCCGUUUCACCUUCGUUGGCCACAUAUCAUAUGGAAUAUUCUUUUGGCGGCAUUCGGAAUUUGUGGCACUUUAAGAUUGCUUCCAGGAUUGUGGAUAUCAAUUCGAGACUUCGGAUUUAUGUUCUCCGUGUGCAAUCUCAGCUUUGCACUCAAAUAUCACCCACUUUCAUUCUGGUUUUCUGUAUUUACAUGGUCGAAACUUAUUGAACUCGGAGAUACAAUAUUUAUUGUUCUUCAUAAAGAAAAGCUGACAUUUUUGCAUUGUUAUCAUCACGCUUUGCCUCUUGUUAUUGUAUGGUAUGUUAAUUUUAAUGAAGCAUCUACUAUGUAUUGGGGUAUUACGAUGAACAUGUUUACACACAGCUUCAUGUAUUGUUAUUAUGCUCUGAUGGCGAUGAAGAUAAAUGUUCCUGUUUUUAUCGCGAUGACAAUUACUGUAAUUCAAAUUGCACAGAUGUUUAUGGGCUGUUUUGUUAAUUUAUUAGCCACAUACAUGUAUUAUAGUGGGAAAAAUUGCGAACAGACCGGCGAGAAUCUGUUGUUGUUAAAUUUUAUAUAUAUUUCACUAGCUUGGUACUUUUGUCGCUUCUUUCGAGAGACAUAUUUCAAGAAAACAGAUCGUUUUAAUAUACUUCAUCAAAAGUAUCACUAA
Centruroides sculpturatus (bark scorpion) is the source of this 843-nucleotide messenger RNA. Its product is annotated as elongation of very long chain fatty acids protein 6-like. NCBI's taxonomy places the organism in Eukaryota, Metazoa, Arthropoda, Arachnida, Scorpiones, Buthidae. Gene Ontology annotation, biological process: fatty acid elongation, monounsaturated fatty acid; sphingolipid biosynthetic process; very long-chain fatty acid biosynthetic process. The transcript has 2 exons. Gene Ontology annotation, molecular function: fatty acid elongase activity. The coding region runs from base 13 to 843 and encodes 276 amino acids. The record is from RefSeq and is a predicted model, not a curated record. Gene Ontology annotation, cellular component: endoplasmic reticulum membrane.